Aphanomyces invadans is the source of this 1979-nucleotide messenger RNA. RefSeq lists its product as hypothetical. The record is from RefSeq and is a predicted model, not a curated record. Lineage: Eukaryota; Oomycota; Saprolegniomycetes; Saprolegniales; Verrucalvaceae. The transcript has 6 exons. Gene Ontology annotation, molecular function: mRNA binding; RNA polymerase II complex binding. Gene Ontology annotation, biological process: termination of RNA polymerase II transcription. Gene Ontology annotation, cellular component: cytoplasm; mRNA cleavage factor complex. Bases 41 to 1927 code for a protein of 628 amino acids.
CUUGCACUCCAGCCACCCAGGACGAAGGCCGCGCCGCGCGAUGGGAGACAAGAUCGUGAAUACGUUAAAGCAGUAUGACGGCAUGAUCAAUGAGAUGGGGGCGUAUCCUGCUAAGCCCAUCAUCAACACUCUCACGAUGCUGGCGGAGGACCUAGCGCUGGCGAAACAUAUCGCACCCUUUCUCGUAAAGAAACUCAAUGUCGUUGGACCUCCCUACCGCCUUCCCAUCUUGUACCUCAUGGAUUCGAUUAUCAAGAAUGUCGGAGGUCCUUACGCAUUCCUCUUCAGCCAGACACUCGCGCCAGUGUACGUCGAUUCUGUCCGACAGGUGAAUGCGACAGACUUGAAUCGGUUCAAUCACGUCCUCAAAACAUGGGAGACGGCGCGGCUGCUUCCUUCGGCGGUGCUCUUGAAGAUGCGUGCGGCUGCCGACGCAGCUCUACGCGUGGCCCAGCCUUCUGACCAACCCGCGAGCUUCUCGCGAGGUGGUGCACCACCCGCAUCGCGUGGAGUCCCUCCCCGUUCCAGCGAUGCACAUUUGGAACUGCAGAUGCGACGCCUCUUGACUCAACUUCAGACUGAAGAUGGCGUGCACCCCGCGAAGCAGGUCAGUCUCGAAGAAGUGCGCACGCAAAACCCGGAAUUGUACGCACACCUCCGCCUCAGCGUUGUCGAGGCAGAGGUACCUCCAGCGCAUCACGGCCCCCCUCCCGUACUCGGCCAUCGACCACCCCCACAAAACUAUCCACUGCAACCACGUCCCCACCAAGGUGUGUCAAACGGUGUGCUGCCGCUUCCAUCGCGGAGUCCCCCUCGGCCUCACCACCACCAACGUCCAGCCCAUCGUCCCUCGCCUUAUCCAGAUGCUCCACCACAUGAAGGUGGAUUGUUGCCACCUCCUUCUGCCCAUCGAGGAGGGGCACCUCCUUCGCACUACGCUCCUGUGCGCUCCCAAGGUCCUCCACCCCCAGUAUCUUCUCGCCGUUGGUCCCCGCCUCCGCAUCACUCGAUGCCGCCAUCGCAGCCGCCGAUGCACCCAUCCGGACCUAACCAGCCACCUGCGACAGCUCCCAGUGGCCAAGACGUGAUGAAUUUGCUCAAAAAGAUCAGCGCCAUGUCGUCGUCGACAGAAGCACCGCCGACGUCCUCGCGACGAUAUCAGCACCAAGUGUCGUCGGCGUCGCUGGGUCGGCCUUUGACCUGCUCCGACAUUGCCGUCAACAAGAAGCGCAUCGGUGACAACGUGUAUCGACUCUACGACGCGCUUCCCCAUGUAUCGUCCAGCAGUGGCUUGCGCUUCAAAGACCAAGCCCAGUUGUCGAAGCACAUGGACUUUUUAUUCCACUACAACCGCGCGCUGCGAGAACGCACGAAAGGCGGGAUCUCCCGGUCGUGGUACCCGAAUGAAGCACAAUGGACGACCGAUUUCUGCGCCGUCUCCAACUCGAAAGAAGAAACCAGCGCCGGGUUUGUCCAGGCCGAAGCCAAGACUGCAGUCCCAGAACUGGACAAGGAAGCACUCAAUGCCGCCCGAGUCCCUGUGGAUGGAUCGAUCACCAAGUGCCGCAUUUGCGGCGAAUCGUUUACGAAAUGCUGGGACGAAGACGAAGAAGAGUGGAUGUACCAAAAUGCUGUCGUCGGCACGAUUCGCACAAACGACGUGGUCCCGAAGCACACGAUUUUUCACAAGUAUUGCUACGACAGCGCAGUUGCGUCGUCCAAGUCGGAGGGCAUCCUGCCGUCCCAGCUCGCGCCCGGCAGCCCCGUCGUUGUCAUGGGCAAGCGCUCGAUGUCCCAGGUGGACGACAACGGGACAACCACGUGGGGCGCCGAUCGCGGUAGAAGUGAUGAGCAAGAGCAGCAGCAGCAGGACAUUAAUAAACGACUAAAGGUUACCCACAGAGACGACGAUGGUGACGUCUUGUAGGCGCCUCUGUAGCAGUCGUAAGGUCGAAUAUAAUGCCACAUUUGCUUGGGAA